CAGGUCAGCCUCGAGCCUCUUUUUAGCUUUCCGAGUAGCGUAUUUUCAUUUUAUUUUACCUUAUCUUUUCAUUUACGCGUUAAAAGUAAAAUUUAUGUAGUUAUUAAACUAGUAUAUUCAUGUAUUAUUUCGUACCUAUGUGCACUUACAGUGUUACAUAAACAUUAGUGUAGAGCGCUAAUCGUAUCGGCAAUUCUUAUGCAUAUAACUACACGAUACGUCAGUUGAUGAAUGUUGGCUGAAAGAUAAUGGAUGUGGAUACUCCUAAUAUAUUAAAAAGGUGCAGUAGUGCACCUCUUAUCAAUGAAGCGGCGUCUACAGCAGCAACUUCGCCUACAACCAAUACAGCGCCCAGGAGCACAUCAUUUUUCAGUAUGUUCAAUAACAGUUUGCCGCGCACGCGUAGUAAUAGCAUCAGCUGCAGUCCACUGUCAGCGGCGGUCAAUAUACCUGGGAGUGUACAAACUACGUGCGGCCGGCGCCUGACCCCGCGCGUGAACCAGCUGCGCGCGGAGGAGUGCGCCGACGUCAGCAACACGCGCGAGGUGGCGCACGAGCGGGAGGUGCACACCGCCAUGCAGAUGGGGCAGUCCUACGAGGACCUCACGCUGCUGGGCGGGCCCGCCAACUCGCCCACCAGGGUGCCCAGGUUCUCGCCCGUGGUGUCGCCGUCGCCGACGCGCAAGUACACGACGCGACGCAGCCUGUCGCCCAUCGCGCUGCGGGCGUCGUCCUUCAGCCCCGUGCGGCCCAACGUGCUGGUGGGCAAGCGGCGCUGCGAGGACGGCGACUCGUCGCUGUGCAAGCGCAUGUGCACGGGCCGCCUCACGCCGUCCACGCCCGGCACGCCCGACUCCGACUCGCUGGAGUGCACGUUCCGCCCCGUGUCCCCGCGCGGCGACCCGCCCCGCCCCAGCUAGUGGCCCGACCGGCGGACCCUGUGGACUGUCCUGUGAGCUUGACGUUCGGGCGCCGUCUCGUAGGUACCAAAUGUGCGCUCGUCGAUGCCUCCUGCGCGAGGUCGAUCGGAACCGUACCGGUGAACGGUUCGAUCGGGUCUCGUUUCGGUUUCCGGCGGGAACGUGAGGUUGUAAGUACUUCAGGUGCAAUCGACGUAGCCUACGGCGUUAGUUCCUAAUAGUGAACUUGUAGCGUAUUAUUCUUAUCGUAACGUAGAAGUUAAAAGCGAGUGCCCUUUUAAUAGCCAAAGCAUCCAAAACUUUAUUGUAAAUAUGUUAUGUUAGGUGCGUUCUUAUAUAACGAACGCUUAUAUUGUAUAUAGUUUAGUUUUGUAAGUGAACAUAGCCAUUACUUUACAUAAGUUCAUUUGAGGAGUUGAAGUGUUCUCUCCUUUCAUCCCGCCUUUCGUUUAUGUAAUUAGUUAGUCAUCCUGAUCAUUUCGAUCUCUGGAGAUAAAUGUAUACAAUUUUGAAAAAAAAAUCUUAGUAAAUGAUAACACAUGUCUACUUAAAAACAAUUGAAAUAACAGCAUGACAUUUGUCGACGGCAGCUGUUUUUAAAAUCAAAUCUGUUUUUUUUUUCAUUAAUAUUCUUUCAAAAUAUCUUUAUUGAUUUACAAUUACGUUUUCAGUGUAUAAUUCUCAUGAGUGUUGAAAAUAAUUUGUAAAUUUUUAUAACUGAAAUUUUUAUCAUAAAAAAUUUCGUCAUUAUCUUAUUACUUUUAUCAUUUAUAAAUAAGUCUCGAGAAACUUCGGUCUUCGUAAUAUUUAACUCAUAGAAUUUUGUUUGUGUUCAUUAUUCACUUUGAAUAAGUUGCGCUUUCGAUUGUACCAUAUUGGUAAACUCAGUCCAUUGAAUGUUCGUUACAAUAUGUGGGCAUUUUAGUUUAUAAGUAUAAUUUUACUUGCCAAGUUUGAUAUGUAUCUAUCAAUUUAUUAGUACAGGGUAAUGAACGCGUGUAGGGUCGGUACGAAAACCGUUAUAUAUAUACAGAAAAAACAUGAUUAUCAUUCAAACAUGUUUCUGUUGCCAUUUGUAUUAUUACGACUAGAAAUUAUAUUGAAUAUUUUUUAAACACACCUGUAUAAUAUAAACAAUUGAUUGUAAUAAUAGAAAAUAAAAUAUAUAUUUAUAUUUUGACAACAUUCAAUGGAAAGUUUUAUUGUGAUAGUUUUAAUUUGAUAACAGUAUAUUUCAAAUGAAUUCAUCUAAUCUCAUACAUGUUGUUAAACACAUAAUUUGGGUUAUAUAAUUACCUCAAAUACACAUGUAUAUUAACUGUUACUGUAUGCUUUUUUUAUUUUGUAUAUAAAAUAUGGAUUAUAUUAUUGAACAUAAAGCCAAUGAUAACUGCUUGAUUUAAUUAAUUUUAAUUAUAAGGCAUCGGUGUCUCCUUUGAAAGAGAACACUUUUAUAACUUGACAAACUUUUCAAAAGAAUUGAACAAUGUUGAAUAAUUCAAUUCGCUCAAUACUGGAUUGGUGCAACGAACACCAUGACCUAGUCUUGAUCAAUCAAUUGUUUUAAAAUGAACAUAUUUACUUUUAUUUGCAGACUUCCUUAAAAAUCAGAGGUAUACUGGCACAAUUCGAUUAUCUUAAUAAAUAGAUGCAAAGGCACAAUUGAAAAAAAAAUUACGCCCAAUGACGAUACAUUAUUUAUAGUAGUACCUAAUUAAUGUAUAAUGCAAUUAAAUAUGAAUGAUAUCAACUCAUUUUGUAAUAUGGCAUUUAAAACCCUUAGUAUGAGUAAAAAUAUAUGUAAUAUCUAAAAAAAAUCGUUUAUCAGUGACUGUUGUACCUAUGUAUGUAUUGUAAGUAGGUUUAUUUUAUAACUUUUGUAACUAUAGUUGGAGUCAUAGAGAUAAUGUUUUCAAGUGAUUAAAUCACAACAUGACUAA
This is a messenger RNA of Nymphalis io (European peacock), 2860 nucleotides long. RefSeq names its product P2R1A-PPP2R2A-interacting phosphatase regulator 1. Gene Ontology annotation, molecular function: protein serine/threonine phosphatase inhibitor activity. The record is from RefSeq and is a predicted model, not a curated record. The transcript has 4 exons. Lineage: Eukaryota; Metazoa; Arthropoda; Insecta; Lepidoptera; Nymphalidae. Bases 249 to 920 code for a protein of 223 amino acids.